Messenger RNA from Fusarium odoratissimum NRRL 54006, 1630 nucleotides. RefSeq names its product dolichyl-phosphate mannosyltransferase polypeptide 2, regulatory subunit. Gene Ontology annotation, cellular component: dolichol-phosphate-mannose synthase complex; endoplasmic reticulum membrane. The coding region runs from base 133 to 402 and encodes 89 amino acids. Gene Ontology annotation, biological process: GPI anchor biosynthetic process. The transcript has 3 exons. NCBI's taxonomy places the organism in Eukaryota, Fungi, Ascomycota, Sordariomycetes, Hypocreales, Nectriaceae. The record is from RefSeq and is a predicted model, not a curated record. Gene Ontology annotation, molecular function: enzyme regulator activity.
UGGACUUUUUGACGGCAACCAUUUCACCACCAAAAGAUACUGCCACGACACUCCUUUAUUUCUACUUCUCGGUCUCAAUCUUCAUCUCUGCUCAACAAAGACUACGCUCGCUCGCUUUGCGCAUCUUUGACAAUGUUGGACAAAAUCGUCGGUCUCGCCAUGCUCGUGGCCGCUUCCGUCGUCUUCACCUACUACACCAUCUGGACUCUUCUCAUGCCCUUUGUCGACGACGAUCACCCUCUCCAGAACUUCUUCCCCCCUCGCGUUUGGGCCAUUCGCAUCCCCGUUAUUAUCAUCCUCCUCGGUUCCGCUGUUGUUGGCUCAUUCCUCGGCAUGGUUAUGAUUCGGAGCAACCAGAAGAAGGCUGCAAAGGCCAAGGCUGCCGCUAAGAAGGCCAACUAGGAAGGCCAACUAGACGACGACAUGUCGAUUAUAUACUUGUAAUCAUUCAGUGUCUUUUAAUGGCGUUGUUUCGCCCAAGACCUAAUCACACUAUGGGACUUUGGAGUCUCAGGCCAAUGUCUUGAUGCAGAAGAGAUGAACACUACAGGAAAUGGGUAUCUAAUCUUUUUCUAUUUAUAAUAAGGUAUUAUGACCUGCUAAACGACCGUGCUAAAGAGUGUUUCUUCCGUACAAGCAAAAUGCCCACAUAUCAGAAUCAAACUCCAACAUACCGGACCAAGAGUUGGUUUGAGCGUAACUAAUCAUGCUUCACAACACGAAAAGAUACAAACUUUGCUCCAUAUCGCCAAACAGCUUAAGCAAUGACUUGCCAUUCCAGCCUCGUAUGCAUAUAAUCAAAGCAAAGCCAAGGACCUAGACGCCAACCUCAAGCGCACGUUGUCUGUCUGAGAGUUCUUCUCACACUCUCUGAUCUGCAAAGUCAAGGACUUCACAGUCAUCCUCAAAAAAGCCAUCCUCACCUUGACUUCCACCUUGCGCUCCACGUCGUCUCCUUGUAGUCACCACGAUCUGCUCCUGGUCGCCAUACUGCAUCACGCGCUCCAUCGCUGAAGGGGGCAAUGCAAUAUGGUCUUCGGGGCCGUCGUACUCCUCCUCAGCAACUGUUGGCAAGCCUAAAUCCAGUCGAACCACUGGAAUAUCCUGACCAAAAGCCCAAGCCGUUGUGUUUGAGAAUUCUUUAGAUGAAUUUGGUUCCAUGGGUUGCCCCUUCUUCUUCUUUUUCUUGGAAGUAGUGUUUUCGUCUAGACUUGUCUCGGCUAGUAUAGCUGAGACAACUUCGAGCUGAUCAGCUGUUCCUCUCCGGUACUCGCAGAGAGUUACUCGUCGAUCCGUGUGGAAAGGUUGAUAGGGUGCACUAGACUCUAUCUCAGCUUGAGGGAUUGACGAUUCCAUAGUCUGAUCUGUUGCCGCAACACGAGGUCGGGGGUUCAGCGUCAGCGUGUUUCCUGCAUCCAUAUCACGGUCCGAAAGGUCGAGGAUUUCAUCCUGAGCUCCCAGGUCAACCAUCUGUCGUACAGCUGGAGCAACCAAGUCGCUGGGUAGAAUCGGCACAUUGUAAUCGUGAUACCUGCUAGCCCGUGUCACUCGCCUGCCAGCCUGUACGCUAGAUCGACGAGUUCGACAGGAGAAACCUCGUACCAGACCGUUGCCAACCACAAAGAGUCCU